AAACAACAGUGUUCUUGUUAUUUGACGCAAGGCAAAUCUCAUCACGUGACUUUUAGGCUGUAUCAGUCGUGACGUCAUUGAGCAGGUCUGACGGUAGCAGAGGUGAAGCGAGCUAAUACUGAGGACACCGAGCACGGCUGAUUUGUAGGAUUACACUUUAGUAGUGUGGGAUUGAUUUCAGACGUGCAGCAUCAUGGGGGAGUUAUUUCGCAGUGAGGAGAUGACUCUUGCCCAGCUCUUCCUUCAGUCUGAAGCAGCUUAUUGCUGUGUCAGUGAACUGGGAGAGCUUGGAAUGGUUCAGUUCAGAGAUCUCAACCCUGAUGUGAACGUGUUUCAGAGAAAGUUUGUGAAUGAAGUGAGACGCUGUGAGGAAAUGGACAGGAAACUCCGGUUUGUUGAGAAAGAGAUUAAAAAAGCCAACAUUCCACCUAUGGACACUGGUGAGAAUCCUGAAGUUCCAUUCCCACGAGACAUGAUUGACCUUGAGGCAACUUUUGAGAAACUAGAAAAUGAAUUGAAGGAGAUCAACACAAACCAGGAGGCAUUAAAGAAGAACUUUCUGGAGCUGACUGAACUGAAGCAUAUCCUCAGACGUACACAGCAGUUCUUUGAUGAGAUGGAGGAUCCUAACCUGUUAGAGGAGUCAUCAUCUCUGCUGGACCCCAGUGAGGCGGGCCGUGGAGCUCCACUGCGACUGGGGUUUGUGGCUGGGGUUAUAAACCGUGAGAGAAUCCCUACGUUUGAGAGGAUGCUGUGGAGAGUCUGUCGUGGAAAUGUCUUUUUAAGACAGGCAGAGAUUGAGGACCCUCUUGAGGACCCCACAACAGGAGAUCAGGUGCACAAAUCUGUAUUUAUCAUCUUCUUCCAAGGAGACCAGCUGAAAAACAGAGUGAAGAAGAUCUGUGAAGGGUUUCGUGCAUCUUUGUACCCCUGUCCUGAGACCCCUCAGGAGAGAAAAGAAAUGGCAGCUGGUGUCAACACCCGCAUUGAUGACCUUCAGAUGGUUUUGAAUCAAACUGAGGACCAUCGGCAGAGGGUUUUGCAGGCAGCUGCUAAAACCAUACGUGUGUGGUUCAUUAAAGUGAGGAAGAUGAAGGCCAUUUAUCACACACUGAACCUCUGUAACAUUGAUGUUACACAGAAAUGUUUGAUAGCAGAGGUCUGGUGCCCUGUGUCUGAUCUUGACUCCAUUCAGUUCGCUCUGCGCAGGGGAACAGAACGGAGCGGCUCCACAGUUCCCUCCAUCUUAAAUCGAAUGCAAACCAAACAGACUCCUCCUACUUACAACAAGACCAACAAGUUCACAUCAGGUUUCCAGAAUAUUGUUGAUGCGUAUGGAAUUGGAACCUACAGAGAAAUCAACCCAGCGCCCUACACCAUCAUUACCUUCCCCUUCCUGUUUGCUGUGAUGUUUGGUGACAUGGGUCAUGGUUUGCUGAUGACAUGUGCAGCGCUUUAUCUUGUCAUCAGAGAGAGUCGCCUGCUUGCUCAGAAGAGUGACAAUGAGAUGUUUAACAUGAUAUUUGCCGGCCGUUAUAUUGUCCUUCUGAUGGGAAUUUUCUCUGUGUACACCGGUCUCAUAUAUAAUGACUGCUUCUCCAAGUCCCUCAACAUGUUUGGCUCUAGCUGGAGCGUGCGGCCCAUGUUUACCUCCUCAAGCUCAAAUUGGACAUUUAAGACACUGGAUUCAAACCCUGUUCUUCAGUUAGAUCCUGCAGUUCCAGGAGUGUUUGGUGGCCCCUAUCCUUUGGGCAUUGACCCUAUCUGGAAUAUUGCCACAAAUAAGCUGACGUUCCUCAACUCGUUUAAAAUGAAGAUGUCUGUAAUCCUGGGUGUCAUUCACAUGCUGUUCGGAGUCACACUUUCCCUCUUCAAUCACCUGUACUUUAAGAAGCCUCUGAACAUUUUCCUGGGUUUCAUUCCAGAGAUCGUGUUUAUGAGCAGUCUUUUUGGUUAUUUGAUUCUUCUCAUCUUUUAUAAGUGGACAGCUUACGAUGCAGCGACUUCCAAGGAUGCUCCCAGUCUGCUCAUUGCAUUUAUCAAUAUGUGUUUAUUCAACUACAAUGACCCCACCAACAAACCCCUGUACAGAGGACAGGUAGGGAUUCAGUGUCUGUUGGUGGUGAUAGCUCUUGCAUGUGUACCAUGUAUGCUGGUGGUGAAGACUAUGGUCCUGCGCCGUCAGCACCUGUGGAAGAAACACUUGUCCCAGAUGAGGGAAGCAAGACCUGCUGAGAAUCUAGAAACUUUAGAGCAGACAGGCACCAGCUCACCCACCGGACUCACCCAACAGGGCACACAGAAGUUUGGUGGCGUCCGGAUUGGAAACGGGCCUACCGAGGACGAGGCGGAGAUCAUAGACCAUGACCAGCUCUCACAGCACUCAGAGGAAGGAGAUGAGCAUUCAGAGGAAGAACCGUUUAACUUUGGAGACGUGGCCGUUAAUCAGGCCAUUCACACUAUAGAGUACUGUCUAGGGUGCAUCUCCAACACAGCUUCGUACCUGCGGCUCUGGGCUCUUAGUUUGGCUCAUGCUCAGUUGUCUGAGGUGCUGUGGGGUAUGGUGAUGCGUAUUGGGCUGUCCUCUCAGAGUGGGGCUGGAUUCUUUGGCCUGUCAAUCGUUUUCUCUGCAUUUGCCACACUGACAGUGUGCAUCUUACUGAUCAUGGAAGGAUUAUCUGCAUUCCUGCAUGCUCUGCGACUGCAUUGGGUGGAGUUCCAAAAUAAAUUUUACACAGGACUGGGCUUCAAGUUUUUCCCCUUUUCCUUUGUGAGCAUCCUGGAAGGUAGAUUCGAUGAGUGAGCUCACCACACUUGAUAUCAUCAACUUACACUGCUGCAUGGAUCCUUGUCUCAGCCCUUCUCUUCAAGAGUUUUUUUAAAUGCAUUCGUGACCUUUAAAUCUCUAAGUGUGUUUUUGAGAUGUGUUGUGUGCUGUAAGCCUUCUCAUCUGUGGCCUGUUGCAUGCGUUGAACAAACUCAGAGUUGCAGAGUAAGGUUUGAGUUGUCAAAUCCAAGCAGUUUUGUUGUGUGAUGUUGGUCAACUUUCUCUCUCAGCUCAGUUUAAACCCUGAAUCAAUGGUUACUCCUCAUGUACAUUCACAUAAAAGGCUUUUUUGGUGUAUGUUUUAGUGUGUUUUUAGUGAACAUCCAGUAACAUUCAACAUGGUUAAAAAAUAGAUAUGCAAAUUUCUCUGUAAAAUAAAUUAUACGUAAGUAUGAGGACUUAAAAACCUUAUUAACAGCAUACAGCAACACUGUUUUCUUUGGAUUAAGGACAUUAUGGUUUUAUGGCACAUUUUUAUAGUAUCACAAUGACUAACUUUUAACAGAGGAUAAAACCGAAUAAAAACUCCUAAAUAUUUAAAAAUAGAAAUGGACCAAUAGAAAUUUUAUCCACCGAUACGAUUUUUCAUACUGAUAUCUGCCGAUAGUUUGGUGGUUAUAUUAACUUGGUGCAUCGCUAUUUAAAAUGAAUAAUAAAGUACAGAAAUGUACACACAAACCCAGGGAACACAUGUUGGUAAAAAACGUAUACCUUGUAAUGCACUGUAAGUUGUUUUGGUUAAAAGCGUCUGCCAAAUAUGUAAAUGGAAUAAUGAAAAAGUAAAAACAGUAAAAGAUAACCAUAAUAUUUAAAGAUAAUGUUUAAAAAAGAUGAUAAUCGAGAUUUAACUUUAUAUAACUUUAAUUCUUUAUUACACUUGGAUGCAUCCCAGUCUCCAAAAGAUCUUGGAAGCAUAUUGAAGGAACAAUAUGUAAGAUUUUCACAUUAAAUUAUCCAAAACCUACUAGCAUAUUGUGUAAUAUUUUGUUCACAUGUAUAAGUACAUUUUAUACCAAAUGUUGUAAAAAAAAUUUAAAAAGCGUUUUGCCCCUGUUAAUUUACAAUAGCAUUAGGAAAAUUGUGAAGAGCAAUAUCUGAUAAUUUAAGAGUAUAGCAUAACUGUAUUUACUACAUUAUACGUGUCAAGAAAUUCCAGUUUUAAAAUGUCCUUAAAUUAUUAGAUAGCCAUAAUAUUUAUAUAGCUGGAACCCUGUUAAUAAUGUUCUGCAUCUAUAAAUGAAACAAUUUGCUUCCUUAUAAAAGUUAUAGAAAAUGGUCAAGAUUUCUCCACUUUUUUUGGACUUCUGCAAAUGUCUUGUUUAAAGGGGACUCUUUCCCUGCCAAUGACAAGUUAACUCGUCAAUUAAGAGAAAACGCUUCCAUGUCAAUGACCAGUUUUUCCGUCAAUCCAUAUUUUCGCUAUUAUCCACCAGUUGGUGCUUAUGCUGUGUAUGUUUUGAUCAUCGCUUUUAAUCUGAUCUAUCUAAAGUCCUUCACAAAAAUGCAAUUAUCUCAGCUUAUUGCUCAAAAUUUUGUAUUUUUGAAGAAACCUACCCAUAUUUGAGAAGUGAUAAAAAGAGAACAAAUUAAGCUAGGAUGAAUUUUUUGUUUGUUUGAAAGCAGAGAGUCUGUUCUUUCAUUUAUUGUUUCAUUUAUCAUAUAUUGUAUGUCAUUUUCUGGAAGGCAUUUAACUUUUGUGAAAAUCACAACAUAUGCUGGCACUGGCUGGCAAAUAAAAAAAACACUGGCGGGGAAAGAGUUAACUAAGGUUUAAGCCCAGUUUGUUUGCAUUAUAUCCAUUGACCCUGUAUGGGCAGGCGAAAGUCUUGGUGUGAUUUCACAAGUCAAAGUUUAAUUGAGCAAAAACUAACAAAAUCCAAUCAGAACUCCAAUGCAUAAGACUAUCAUAUAGCAGACAUGAAGAAAUAUCUAAAGAUAUGAAGAACUACAGUAAAUUAAAAAGAGAUCUAUUGUCGAUUUCAUUUGUUAUCAUUUUCUCAGCUGUGUGUUGCUCAUAAGAAAGCAUAUCAAUAAAGUUUUUAAGUCUUUGUUAAGUACUGAGUUUAUUUGUGGUUGUAUUUUAUUGUUUCGCUGUAUUAGGGAUGUGAGAGGUAAAUAUUUGUGCAUGAACACACAUUUAAAGAAUAAGGAUUAUAGAGGUGAAAAUCAAGUAUGUUUGUGGUAAGAUCUGUGAAGCAUCUUUCUACAUCUGAUAAUUAAAUGUACUGAGCUAAAUAAACUAUUGUAAAAGUG
This is a messenger RNA of Misgurnus anguillicaudatus (oriental weatherfish), 5080 nucleotides long. NCBI's taxonomy places the organism in Eukaryota, Metazoa, Chordata, Actinopteri, Cypriniformes, Cobitidae. The record is from RefSeq and is a predicted model, not a curated record.